GUGUGGCAGUUUGCUUUCUUGAAAUCCAUUUCAGGGUAUAUCCAUUUUGCCUUAGUUUUUCCAAUGCAGAUUGUUCUUUCAGUCAAAUGUUUCCAGAAUACAGUAAGUACAGGUGCUAAUGUUUUAAGUCCAAUCUGAAAUAUCAGCAUAAAUGAAUAGUUUUAAGUAUAAACAAUCUCUAAAGAUAACUGUUUGCUAACAGGUGCUCUGAAGAGGACAAUCAUGAUUUCAGGUGUACAUAUCUUAUUCUGGUCCAAUGUCCCAGUUGGUGGCCAUCCAUAAUUUAAAGUACAGUUAACUGUUGUGCCCAUCACAGGGGUUAUAAAACUUUUUUUUGCCACCUGUUUAUUGCUUAAUGGGUUCUACCGUGGGUUGGGUAGAAGGCUGAUGUGCUGCUGGGCUCUGACUGAUUUGAUCCUGACUGGUUGUAUGGGUAGCAGAGGGACCCCCCCAUCAAAGAUCCUUUUUGUAGCCAUUUUAUUUCACUCAGGGCAGUGAGAGCCUGUUCCAUAGUUUGUGUAGUCAGCAGAACUUAAUUGCUUGGGUUUUCUCACCACUGCUUCCCUUGGGAUUUUCAAACCUAUUAAAAGACAGCGGUUUGAGAAUGGUAAAAUGCACCCUAGUUUGUUUCCACGUGUCUAAUCCUGUUAUUCCCAUAUGAGUUAGUAGGUCUGUCUCCCUCUUGUCAUAGUGAGGAACAUGAGGAGUGGUUGAAACCGCUGCUUUUGAAGGUGUCACUGCAGUGUCACCAAGGAGGAACGGACUGACAUGGUUUUGUGCUGCUGGUCACCAGGUCUCUGUGGAUUUGUGCAACUCCUGCUCCUUUGGGCUUUGGUUCUGGAGUACAGAGAGUUGACUGAGGGACUGAAUGCUGUAGAGUCAAGAGUUUGUGCUGAUACCAGAGUGUAUCUUUUAGUGAGAGACAUGAAAAUUUGAUUUAAUGACUCUGUGCUAGUAGACUUGCUACUUCCCAUGGUUAACAGAACCUUCUGGAUAUUUAACAGAUGGACCUAUAAAUUAUAAAUAUAAAACUAAAUGUACAUGGUUAAUUGAAGGAUACCCAAAUGCGAUACUAAGAUUAAGAUUUAAUCACUUUGCCACAGAAUGUAGUUGGGACCAUAUGUAUGUAUAUGAUGGAGAUUCAAUAUAUGCACCUUUAAUAGCUGUAUUUAGUGGUCUAAUAGUCCCUGAAGUGCGUGGAAAUGAAACUGUUCCUGAAGUAGUUACUACAUCUGGCUAUGCAUUGCUCCACUUUUUUAGUGAUGCUGCUUAUAACCUAACAGGGUUUAACAUUUUUUAUUCAAUUAAUUCUUGCCCUAAUAACUGCUCCGAGCAUGGGAAGUGCACAACCAGUGUGUCUGCCCCGAGCCGGGUGUACUGUGAGUGUGACAAGUAUUGGAAAGGAGAAGCCUGUGACAUUCCAUACUGUAAAGCCAACUGUGGCAGCCCAGACCAUGGGUACUGUGAUUUGACAGGGGAGAAGCUGUGUGUUUGCAAUGACAGCUGGCAAGGUCCAGAUUGUUCUCUGAACGUCCCUUCCACGGAGUCUUACUGGAUCCUCCCAAACGUGAAGCCCUUCAGCCCUUCCGUGGGCCGCGCUUCCCACAAGGCCGUCCUGCACGGGAAGUUCAUGUGGGUCAUUGGUGGCUACACUUUUAACUACAGUUCCUUCCAAAUGGUGUUGAACUACAAUUUGGAAAGCAGUAUAUGGAAUGUAGUACCUGUAUCCAAAGGGCCACUCCAGAGAUAUGGGCACACCCUUGCUUUGUAUCAGGAAGACAUCUACAUGUAUGGAGGCAAAAUUGAAACAAGUAACGGCAACGUUACAGAUGAACUGUGGAUUUUCAACAUACACAGCCAAACGUGGAGCUCCAGAACUCCUGCAGUGCUUGUACAUGGCCAGCAAUAUGCUGUGGAAGGUCAUUCAGCACACAUAGUGGAGCUGGACAGCAGAGAUGUGGUUAUGAUUAUAAUUUUUGGAUAUUCUUCCAUAUAUGGUUACACGAGCAUUGUGCAAGAAUACUACAUCAGGUCUAAUUCCUGGCUUGUACCAGAAACAAAAGGAGCAAUUGUGCAAGGUGGUUAUGGCCAUACAAGUGUCUAUGAUGAACUGACUAAAUCUAUUUAUGUCCAUGGUGGAUACAAAGCCCUACCUGGCAACAAAUACGGAUUGGUGGAUGACCUUUACAGAUACGAAGUUAAUACGCGGACAUGGACUAUUUUGAAAGAGAGUGGUUUUGCAAGAUACCUUCAUUCAGCUGUCUUAAUCAAUGGAGCUAUGCUCAUUUUCGGUGGAAACACUCAUAAUGAUACUUCCCUGAGCAAUGGUGCAAAGUGUUUUUCAGCUGACUUCCUUGCAUAUGAUAUAGCUUGUGAUGAAUGGAAGAUUUUACCAAAACCUAAUCUGCAUCGAGAUGUCAACAGAUUUGGUCACACUGCUGUUGUCAGUAAUGGGUCCAUGUAUAUAUUUGGGGGUUUUUCAAGUGUUCUGUUGAAUGACAUCCUCGUGUACAAACCUCCAAACUGUGAAGCAUUCAGAGACGAAGAGCUGUGUAAAAAUGCUCGUCCAGGAAUAAGGUGCCUGUGGAACAAGAAACACUGUGAAUCUUGGGAAUCUGGACAUGCUAAUAACAUCCUUAGAGCAAAAUGUCCUAAGAAAACAGCUGCUGCAGACGACAGAUGUUACCGCUACGCGGACUGCGCGAGCUGCACGGCCAACACCAACGGCUGCCAGUGGUGUGAUGAUAAGAAGUGCAUUUCAGCAAACAGUAACUGUAGCAUGUCGGUUAAAAACUACACCAAAUGUCACGUGAGGAAUGAACAGAUCUGCAACAAACUGACCAGCUGCAAGAGCUGCUCCCUGCACCUGAACUGCCAGUGGGACCAGAGGCAGCAGGAGUGCCAGGCACUACCUGCUCAUCUGUGUGGAGAGAGAUGGAGCCAUAUUGGAGAUGCCUGCCUGCACAUAAAUUCUAGCCGGGAAAGCUACGACAAUGCUAAGCUGUAUUGCUACAAUUUAAGUGGAAAUCUUGCCUCAUUAACAACCUCGAAAGAAGUGGAGUUUGUUCUGGAUGAAAUACAGAAGUAUACACUUCAGAAAAUUUCACCUUGGGUAGGUUUACGCAAGAUCAACAUCUCCUACUGGGGCUGGGAUGACAUGUCUCCUUUCACAAACACAACCCUGCAGUGGCUGCCUGGAGAGCCCAAUGACUCCGGCUUCUGUGCCUACCUGGAGAGAGCAGAGGUGGCAGGGCUGAAAGCAAAUCCCUGCACUGCAAUGGCAGAUGGCCUGGUGUGUGAAAAACCUGUUGUCAGUCCCAACCAGAAUGCCAGACCCUGCAAAAAGCCGUGCUCCCUGCGAACAACGUGCUCCAACUGCACCAGCAAUGGCAUGGAAUGCAUGUGGUGCAGCAGCACCAAGAGGUGUGUUGACUCAAACGCCUACAUCAUCUCCUUCCCCUAUGGACAGUGCCUAGAAUGGCAAACUGCCACCUGCUCCCCUCAAAACUGCUCUGGACUGAGGACCUGUGGACAGUGUUUGGAACAGCCGGGCUGUGGAUGGUGCAACGAUCCCAGUAACACCGGCAAAGGACAAUGUUUGGAAGGAUCAUCCCGAGGUCCAAUGAAACCUGUUGGUGGGCACUCCAAUGAAAUGGUGCUUGAUGCUGCUCUUUGCCCAAAAGAGAAGAAUUAUGAGUGGUCUUUUAUCCAAUGUCCAGCUUGCCAGUGUAAUGGCCACAGCACCUGCGUCAACAGCAAUGUCUGCGAUCAGUGCAAAAACCUCACAACAGGGAAGCAGUGCGAGACCUGCAUGCCAGGGUAUUAUGGGGAUCCCACCAACGGAGGCCAGUGUACAGCUUGCACGUGCAGUGGACAUGCAAAUAUAUGUCACAUGCAAACAGGAAAAUGCUUCUGCACAACUAAGGGAAUCAAAGGAGAUCAGUGUCAACUCUGUGACUCUGAAAAUAGGUAUCUUGGAAAUCCACUUCGGGGAACAUGCUACUACAGCCUUUUGAUUGACUACCAGUUUACCUUCAGCUUAUUACAAGAGGAUGAUCGCCAUCACACUGCCAUAAACUUUAUAGCAAAUCCAGAACAGUCAAAUAAAAAUUUGGACAUAUCAAUUAAUGCAUCAAACAACUUCAACCUCAAUAUUACAUGGUCUAUUGGUUCUACAGCUGGAACGAUAUCUGGAGAAGAGAUUCCUGUUGUUUCCAAGGCUAAUAUUAAGGAAUACAGAGACAGCUUUUCCUGUGAAAAAUUUAACUUUCGAAGCAACCCCAACAUCACCUUCUAUGUCUAUGUCAGCAACUUCUCCUGGCCAAUCAAAAUACAGAUUGCCUUCUCACAGCACAAUACUAUCAUGGAUCUGGUGCAGUUCUUUGUCACCUUCUUCAGUUGUUUCUUAUCCUUACUGCUGGUAGCUGCUGUCGUUUGGAAAAUCAAACAAACCUGUUGGGCUUCUCGACGAAGAGAGCAACUUAUGCGGGAGCGACAGCAGAUGGCCAGCCGCCCCUUUGCUUCUGUCGAUGUAGCACUGGAAGUAGGAGCUGAGCAAACAGACUUUCUACGAGGGCCAUUAGAGGGUGCUCCUAAACCGAUUGCCAUUGAGCCGUGUUCAGGAAACAGAGCUGCAGUCCUGACGGUGUUUUUGUGUCUUCCCAGAGGACCAUCAGGAGUCCCCCCACCUGGUCAAUCAGGUCUUGCAAUUGCAAGUGCACUGAUAGACAUUUCACAACAGAAGCCUGCGGACUGUAAAGAUAAGAGUUCAGGAGUCAGAAAUCGAAAACAUCACCUUUCAACACGUCAAGGAACUUGUGUCUGAGAUUCAAAAACUACAGUUGUAUAUUCUGUAAUGUUUUCUUUUUAAAUGGCUUCCAUUGAAAGCUCUAUUACAGCCUCAGUUUUUUAUGGAGGCAAAUCUAUGAAUGAACAUACGAGGUACUGUGCUCUGUUAUAGUCACACAGCCUGCUAUACCCCAAAGCAGAACAAACUUGUGGUAGGUAUGAGUAUGUUUGAUGAGCUUUAAUAAAAAGAGUGGAUCCUGGUAUCAACAAAAUACUAAAUAAAAUACCUAAUAGUCUUAAUCCUGAACAUAUCAGAGCAGGGAAAAUCCUUGAAUAGAACUACGAAAAACUUUACAUUGUUUUUUGUAAUGUAGAAGCAAAUUGUAUAAUCGAAAUCUGAGCAAAUUCCAGAAAACUAAAGGCAAUUUUUGUAUAGCUUAAUGUAACAAUGAAAAUUGUACAGUUCUUUCCUAGUAAUCAGCAUGAAAAUUUCUUUCCAGCAAGCAGGAACUAAAAAGGAUCAUUUGAAUAUAUGUGUUAUCAUUGCCUGAAAAAGGUAGGCAGCUUUUGAACUUAGCAUAGGUGUAACCCAAGAACACCACAUGUUAAUAUUUGAAAGAUAAUUCCAUUAAAAAAGAAUAAUUUGAGCAUUUCAUGAUUAUUUUUCUUUACAUUGAAAACACCUCAUAUACAUAAUCUGUGCCACAGCAGAGCGAUGGGGGGCUUUCAUGUCUCUGUACCUUAGACUUUGUCCUGAAUCCAGAAUGGUAUAUUUUACAAAGAGGGUCCUCCAUGCCAGCUAACUGAUUAGUAAAAUUAAUUGAGCAUGGAAAAGCUUUUUCUGCAGUAAAAUUUCCUUUUUUUUUUUUUUUCACCAGACAGUCUCCAAGAUUGCAAAUCUAAGGAGAGUUGAACUUGCUCUUUUUCAAUCUGCUUCCAUUUCAAUAUUGAAAUUUGCUGGUAUCUACUUAUUGUCCUGACCUCUAAGCGGAAGAAAGGAAUCCCUAUCAGCACUUUUGACCUCUGUUUUUAUAAUAUAGCAUGGAUUUUUUUUUCCCCUCCAGAUGCAGAAUUUCAUCGCCUUCUCACUUUCAUACCCAUUCCAUAAAUUAAUUUAAUAAAUAAAUAUUUAGAAAUC
Messenger RNA from Empidonax traillii (willow flycatcher), 5926 nucleotides. RefSeq names its product attractin like 1 (gene ATRNL1). Gene Ontology annotation, cellular component: Golgi apparatus. Gene Ontology annotation, molecular function: protein binding. The coding region runs from base 1121 to 4825 and encodes 1234 amino acids. NCBI's taxonomy places the organism in Eukaryota, Metazoa, Chordata, Aves, Passeriformes, Tyrannidae. The record is from RefSeq and is a predicted model, not a curated record. The transcript has 29 exons.